Myodes glareolus (Bank vole) is the source of this 1383-nucleotide messenger RNA. Its product is annotated as tripartite motif-containing protein 43B-like. The record is from RefSeq and is a predicted model, not a curated record. NCBI's taxonomy places the organism in Eukaryota, Metazoa, Chordata, Mammalia, Rodentia, Cricetidae. Gene Ontology annotation, molecular function: zinc ion binding; protein binding.
UUCUGAUUUUCUUCCUUCAGCAAAAUGGAGUCAGACCUCUCACAAGCCUUCGCUGAAGAACUCACCUGCCUCAUCUGCAUGAGCUACCUUACAGACCCAGUCACCAUAAGCUGUGGUCACAGCUUCUGUCGAGCCUGCCUCCACCUUUCCUGGGAAGACAGCCAGGUUCCUGUCCAUUGUCCUACGUGCAGGGAACCAUCCCAGCAGAAGGACUUCAGAACCAACAUUGUUCUGAAGAAGCUGGUGUCCAUUGCCAGACAAGCCAGCCUCAUGAAGUACCUGAGUUCUGAGGAGCAUCAGUGUGUGACCCACAAGGAGACCAAGGGGAUCUUCUGUAUGGAGAACAGGAUCUACCUCUGUCGACUCUGCUCUGACUCCCAUGAGCACGGAGGUCACAAACACUGUCCCAUAGAAGCAGCUGCUGAGAGUCAAAUGGAGAGACUUCUAAAGCAAAUGACAGCUUUAUGGGAAAAGAUCCAAGAAAUUCAAGAGAAUCUAGAGGCAGAGAGCAGAAUGAAACUUUUGUUUAGAAACUUCCUGAUUAUGAGGGAAGACAUAAUCAGGAUAGAGUAUAGGAUAUGGCAUGCAGUCCCACAUGAACAGGAAGAGGAACACAUUGAACACAUGAAAAAUGAAGGCAAUUGUGUUUUGGAGAAACUCAGAGAAAGUAAAGCUGUGAUGAUUCAAAAGAGCAAACAACUAAGAGAAAUGCACCAGGAACUGAUGGCGAUGUCCCAGGAGCCAUAUUUGGUGCUGCUGCAGGGUUUGGAUGAUAUAUUCAGAAGGAGUGAGUCAGUGGAGCUGAGUAUACCCCAGGCUAUGAAACCAGAACUCUCUGCCCUCCCCAUCACUGGACUAACUGAAAGUUUCAACCACUUCAAAGUGCCCAUUUUCUUUCAAAAUCUAUUUGGAUUGCACUUUAAGAAGAACCUAUUUAAUGUCAUGAGAAGAGCCGCCUUCAGACCUCACCAUCAGGGUACAUCUGUGGUUCCUGUUGGAUACUAUUUGGCCUUCUGGGGAUCACAGAGCUUCAUCUCAGGGAAAUAUUACUGGGAACUGGAUUUGAAGGACUCUAGUGACUGGGCUGUAGGAGUCUGUACCAGUUCCUGGUUAAAUAAGAGAAACAAAGUAGUUGAAAUUAAGGGUGCAUUUCUUCUUUUCUGUAUUAAGGAGGGUAGUCAUUACAGUCUCCUCACCACAAACCCAAUAAUCCAUCACUAUAUAGAAAAGCCACGGGGCAGGGUUGGUGUGUUCCUUGAUUGUGAGGCUGGAUAUUUAAGUUUCCUGAAUAUUGCCAAGAGUUCCCUCAUAUACAAAUAUCCUAGUAAGACUUUUACGUACCGUGUCUGGCCUUUCUUCUCCUAUGGUCAAACAAUACCAUAA